Molecule: messenger RNA, 750 nt
Organism: Dioscorea cayenensis subsp. rotundata (Guinea yam)
Lineage: Eukaryota; Viridiplantae; Streptophyta; Magnoliopsida; Dioscoreales; Dioscoreaceae
Product: autophagy-related protein 8C
Exons: 6
Coding region: 194-553 (119 amino acids)
Biological process (GO): cellular response to nitrogen starvation
Source: RefSeq, a predicted model, not a curated record
UUCUUGAAAGAAAGGAAAACUCCACGGCUUUUCCGGUCGGUUUCGUAGGCCUUUAUCUAAGCUCUAAUCCCCUCUCCGAAAUCAAUCCACACGUCUCCCAAUUCCUUCCCGAUUUCAUCUCCAAUCGAUCUAUCGAUCGAUUCAUAGGCGCGCCUUUGCUUGUUCUUUGUGGAAUUUUUGGAGAGAGAUCGCGAUGGCGAAGAGCUCGUUCAAGUUGGAGCAUCCGCUUGAAAGGAGGCAAGCUGAAGCUGCACGUAUCAGAGAGAAAUAUCCUGACCGUAUUCCUGUGAUUGUGGAGAAGGCUGAAAGGAGUGAUAUUCCUGAUAUUGAUAAGAAAAAGUACCUGGUUCCUGCCGAUCUUACAGUCGGACAAUUUGUUUAUGUUGUCCGCAAGCGAAUCAAGCUUAGUGCUGAAAAGGCCAUCUUCAUUUUUGUCAAGAAUACUCUCCCACCAACAGCUGCUAUGAUGUCUGCAAUUUAUGAGGAGAACAAAGACGAAGAUGGCUUUCUCUACAUGACCUACAGCGGCGAGAACACUUUCGGUUUAUUCUGAAGAUGGAAAAGAGAAUAUGUAAAUAAACUUGAAAACAAAAUUGUAAAUUCUCAGACUCCUAUUGGUGACUGUUUAGUCUUUAGAUCUGCACUCUCUAUUACAGUUACUGUGAUCUUGCUGAUCAGAAGACUUGCAUAUGAUUUCUAUGAACUUCGUUACCGAUGUUAUUAAGUAUUCAAUGUCUACUUUUAUUCAAA